Astrephomene gubernaculifera is the source of this 1976-nucleotide messenger RNA. Lineage: Eukaryota; Viridiplantae; Chlorophyta; Chlorophyceae; Chlamydomonadales; Astrephomenaceae. The record is from the annotation of a GenBank genome assembly.
UGUAAAUCUGGUAAUGUAUUCAUAACGCUUUAUGCUGUCCUUAUUAAGAACUUCAAUCAAGUUAAGCGAGCGACUUGCAUGCGUCGGACAUGCCCUAUCACUGUGCGUAGGGUGCACCCUCUAUACUCGACACAAGGACUCACUGCAAUAACUUGUUAGUGGCAACGAUGCCAAGUUAUGUAGUGGGUCGAGACUGGCCCGACCAUUUCUAUGCAACUAACGCGAGGUGGCCCGAGCCCGCGCAAUGGACCUAUCGGCAUGCCAGCCGUACAAGCGCCUUUCGGGUUUCCGUUGAAGAAGCAAAGCGGGCGCAAGAGCUUGAGGAGCAAGCUUUGGCUCGCCAUGAGGCGCGGAAACUGAAAAAACAGUUGUUCGCUGCUAUCAUCCAGCGCGAUCUCGCAACCGUACGACAGCUGGUACGGCGCACCCCGCUGCUUCUGGAGCGGCACACGCCAGCUGGAGCCACUCCCCUAGGGCUGGCCGCGGCGGUUGGAGACUCCCCCAUCGUGGAUUUCCUGCUGGCGGAGGGCGGCGACGUGUGCGAGGGGGACCGAGUGGGCGCCACCCCCCUCAUCGCGGCGGCCGCGCGGGGGCACACGCAGGUGUGUCUGCAGCUGCUGCGCUCCAAGCAGGGAGCCAACGCGGGCCGACUGCACCUGCUGCGGCAGGCCACCCGGCGGGCGGGGGAGGCGGCGGUGCAUGCGGCGGCGAGGGGAGGCCAUCUAGACACCCUCAGAGCGCUGCUGGAGGCAGCGGCGGCGGCGGUAGCGGAUAAGGGCCAGGAGGAGGGAAAGGAGGAGGAGCAGGAGGAGGCCGCGGGGAUGGUGGGGCUGGUGGAUGCGGAGGGGCGCGACUGCCUCAUGAUGGCGGCAGCCAAUGACCACACCCAAGUCAUGAACUACCUCAUUCGGGAGCACCGCCUCUCGCCCACACGCGCAGACAAGCUAGGUCGUACGGCACUCAUGUACGCCGCGGCGGGAGGUGCCGUACAGGCCGUACAGCUGCUGCUAUCGCUGCUGGCGUCAGCGGACAUGAGAGGGAGUGCUGCUGCUGCUGCUGCGGGUCGUGGUGCCGGUGGUACGUCGCCGCAUGGGGUCCCAACAACACCAGCUACCGCUACAGCUACAGCAGCACGUGCAGUAGCGGCGGCGGCGAAUCCUCCGCCCGGGUCGACAGGUAUCCCAUCAACUCCCUCUUCGUCAUCGCCCGCACAGCCGCCUUCUGCCGCCCUACCGCCGUCCUCCACACAGCCCCACUCGCAGCCUGCCUCGGUCGAGCCCCCACCAGACACACGUACCGAUGGUGCUCCUGGAGCUGGCGGUGCUGGCGGUGGCGGUGCUGCUGCUCCUCCUCCUGCGCAGCAGCAGCAGCAGCAGGAACAGCAGCAGCAGCGGGUGCCGGGGGAUCCGCUGCAUGCGCGGGACGGCCGCGGCUACACCGCGUUGCAUCAUGCGUGUCUGGGGGGCUCCGUGGAGGUGAUUGAGCUGCUAACCCAGGCGGGUCUGUCGCUGUCCCCGGCGGAGCAGCCGCUCUCCCUGGAGCUGCUGCGGCUGGCCUGCCGGGCGGGGCAUGCGGGGGUGGUGGGCUGGCUCAUGAAGCAGGGAGUGGGUAUCCCCGAGGCGGCUUCCGAGGGGCCGCUCAACCCCAUGUUUGCCGCGGUGGCGGGCGGCAGUGCGGCGGUGGUGGAUGUGAUACUGGCGCAGGGCGGCCGGAUCGACCCACGGGACAGCAGGGGUCGCACGCCGCUGGCAGUGGCCGCUGCAUGCGGCUCCACCCGCCUGUGCGCCCAUCUGGUGUCCGCGGGCGCGGACCUGACAGCUGCGGACCUGCACGGACGAGUGCCGCGGUGUGCGGCCUACCGAGCCAACCACCGGGAGACAGCGGAGGUUCUUGCCCACCUGGCGCGUGUGCGGCUGGUGCGAGGGGACGACGAGAUGAGCCGGGAAGAGGAGGAGUAAGGGGUGCGAGCAGCAGGG